Molecule: messenger RNA, 1209 nt
Organism: Glarea lozoyensis ATCC 20868
Lineage: Eukaryota; Fungi; Ascomycota; Leotiomycetes; Helotiales; Helotiaceae
Product: PLC-like phosphodiesterase
Exons: 2
Coding region: 1-1209 (402 amino acids)
Biological process (GO): lipid metabolic process
Molecular function (GO): phosphoric diester hydrolase activity
Source: RefSeq, a predicted model, not a curated record
AUGUCUUUCUCUCACAGUUAUGAAAGCGGCUCCGAUACCGACUUCGAAGACGAAGCUGGUGUUGGAUUGAUUUAUCUCGGCAAAAUCCAGCCUCAUAGACGCUCAAUGUUUACUUUCCGAUUUCAAUCGCGAGCAAGGCGGUGUUUGCAAGCUAUCAAACGAAAUCCAAAAGUCGUCAAGAGAAUCUUCAUCUCGUUCUGGGUACUCGUGGCCAUUAUAACUACUGCAGUUGGAAUCUGGUACUCCCUAGUCUUCGCACUGACAAGACGUCUUUCACCUCCAGCACAGUCGCAGAAUGGUGUAGGUGAGGUCAUAUAUCAAUGGGCAGAACCUGGCUCAGCUUCAACUGCUUCGACAUCGCCUGCAUGGCUUCCAGACUUCACAAAAGACAUAACUCCUAUACCGUGUCAUUCGCAUAAUGACUACUGGCGCACAACUCCGCUUUACGACGCUCUUCUCGCUGGCUGCACAAGUGUCGAAGCAGAUGUCUGGCUCGAAGACAACGAACUCUACGUUGGACACUCCCACAGAUCUUUGCGCAAGUCAAGGACAUUCAAAAGUCUUUAUGUCGAUCCCAUACUCUCUAUCCUAGAGAACCAAAAUUUGAAACCGGAAAUCACCACUGCCGACGAGCGUAUUCAAGGAGUCUUCGAUACAAGUCCAAACACCACUUUGAUCCUUCUCGUAGACUUCAAGACGGACGGCCACGACCUGUUUCCUGUCGUAGAAGCACAGCUUGAAACUCUCAGACAGAGGGGUUAUCUCACAAGAUUUAAUGGUACUCACCUCAUUCCUAGUGCAAUCACGGUCGUUGGCACUGGUAAUACCCAGUUUACCGACAUCACUUCCUCCACCAAUCGUACGAUAUUCUUCGACGCGCCUCUCGAAAAGCUCUCUGUUUCUCCAGAAUACACGCCAGAGAAUUCAUACUAUGCAUCUGUUUCCAUGACCAAGGCUGUUGGACAUCUGUGGUUUAACAAGUUCUCCGCUGAACAAAAAGAGAUGAUAAAAGCUCAAAUUGACGAGGCAACGAAGAGAGGUUUAGUGAGCAGAUACUGGAGUGCGCCCGCUUGGCCUGUGGGAUGGAAAAUCAGAGUCUGGGAGUUCUUAACGGAGAAUGGUGUUGGGAUGUUGAAUGUCGAUGAACUGCAGGAAGCUUCGCGUUGGAGUUGGAGAGGGUGUGUUGUGAUGGGUAUCGGGCUGUGUUAG